This is a messenger RNA of Carassius gibelio (silver crucian carp), 1467 nucleotides long. Its product is annotated as CD9 antigen. NCBI's taxonomy places the organism in Eukaryota, Metazoa, Chordata, Actinopteri, Cypriniformes, Cyprinidae. The record is from RefSeq and is a predicted model, not a curated record. The transcript is spliced from 9 exons. Bases 177 to 905 code for a protein of 242 amino acids. Gene Ontology annotation, cellular component: membrane.
AUGAGUGCGCGAGAAACGCGUUGGCCCCUCCGAUGACGUCACUCGGGGGCCGUGCAGCCAUGAGUACGCGAGAAGAUCUGCGCAUUCGAGCGCAGACAGCAGCACGCAUCUGAUCUGUUACUUCGCAAGGCUUUGAGCUCAUUUAUUCCGUAAAUAACAGUGAAAUCACUUUGCUCAUGAUGAACGGGUGCGCGCAGAUGUGCAAGUGUUUCCUGAUCCUGUUCAACAUCCUGUUCGCUCUGGUGGGGUUCGGUCUGGUGGCUCUAGGAAUGUGGCUCCGGUUCGGAGCAGAGACCCGAGGGUUCUUCAACAUCGAUCUGAGCACCCCUGAGUUCAAAAUUGGAGUGAUGGUGCUGGUGGUCACCGGGGUCCUGAUGCUGCUGGUGGCCAUCAUCGGUGACUGUGGUGCCUGCAACAACAGCAAAGCAGCUCUUGGUGUGUUUUCUGGCCUGCUGACCGUUCUGAUCAUCAUUGAAAUUGCAGCUGGUGUGAUGGCCUUCAUGUGGAGUGACCGGGUGUCAGGUGAGUUGGUGAACUUCUAUGCCACAAUCUACGCUCAGUUUCUCAACACCAGGAGCCCCGCUCAAGCUGUCACCCUCGAAUUAUUCAACAACGCUUUCGACUGCUGCGGAGUCGGUGGAUCGAUUGAGAUGUUUGUGCGAGACACCUGUCCAAAAGCCAGCUUCCUGGAGCAGUUCACGUAUUCUAGCUGUCCCAUCGUGAUCAAGGACGUCUUCAACUCAAACGCUCCGCUGGUGUUGGGAGGGUUUCUGGGGACGGCAGGAAUCAUGACACUGGCGCUGGUGUGCAGCUGUGUCCUCCAAAGACAUGUCUCAGUGUCUCAUGCUUCACCUCCUGCAUAUGUGCUCCUCACCUCCCCACCGUCAGCCGCCAGGAUGAUAUAACCCUCUCUCUCUCUCUCUCUCUCUCUGUCUCAGUCUCUUUCUGUCUCUCUCUCUCUCUCUCUCUUUGUCUCUCUCUUUCUCUGUCUCUCUCUGUCAUCCAUCGGAUGGAGGCUUGGAUGCCUUUGUCAGUCAAAGGUCAAGGGAAUCACACCUGAAUGUGUGUUUGUGCAUUAUCUAGAACUCAACUGAAUGCCUUUAAAUCCCAACUAAUUUCUUCAGUCUAAUCUAAGGCCACAAACAGGAUGCAGAAUUCAGCGAAUAAAUUUGACAGAAAUGGAAAACUGAUUUGCUGUAGUUUGUAAAGCUUCAUUUCAUCUGUCAGCAUGAAUCACUCAUGAACAUGUUUAAACUCAACAUAUGGCAUGUCUAGACUUUUGGUUUUAUUGCAAUAAUGUUGUGGAUUGAAGUAAUUUCUUCAGUUUUGAAUUCUGCACGACAGUGUUACGCUAUAACACACUGUCUGUUACCAUGUCGUCUUGAUAUUUAAUUGUCUUGCUGUACAAUUAAAAUCUGAAUGUUUCUUGUUUGUUUUUUACUGAGACAUUAAAGUUUCCCAAAGCCA